Motacilla alba alba is the source of this 834-nucleotide messenger RNA. RefSeq names its product testis specific serine kinase 6 (gene TSSK6). Gene Ontology annotation, cellular component: cytoplasm. Lineage: Eukaryota; Metazoa; Chordata; Aves; Passeriformes; Motacillidae. Gene Ontology annotation, molecular function: protein serine/threonine kinase activity; tau-protein kinase activity; ATP binding. The coding region runs from base 1 to 834 and encodes 277 amino acids. Gene Ontology annotation, biological process: microtubule cytoskeleton organization; protein phosphorylation; intracellular signal transduction. The transcript has a single exon. The record is from RefSeq and is a predicted model, not a curated record.
AUGCCAAAGUCUGAUGGAGGGGAGAGGAUACUCAAUGAGCUGGGCUACAGGCUGGGUCAGACAAUCGGGGAGGGAAGCUUCUCCAAGGUGAAAGCCGCCACCUCCAGCAAACACAAGGGGCCCGUGGCCGUCAAGGUGGUGGACCGGCAGCGAGCGUCACGAGCCGUCGUGUUCAAGUUUCUGCCUCGGGAGCUCUCCAUCGUGCGUAGGAUCCAGCACCCCAACAUCGUGCGCGUCUUUGAGCUCAUCGAGGUCUGUAACAGGAAGCUCUACAUCGUGAUGGAGGCCAUGGACACUACCCUGCUGCAGAUGUUGGAGAAUCUGGGAAAGCUGCCCUGCGCCCCCAACGCCCGGGACAUCUUUGUGCAGGUAGUGAGGGCCGUGCGCUACCUGCACGACCGCAACCUGGUGCACCGGGACCUCAAGUGCGAGAACGUGCUGCUCUCCGCCGACGGCCGCCGCGCCAAGAUCAGCGACUUCGGCUUCAGCAAGGAGCUCAAAGGGUACCCGGACCUGAGCACCACCUUCUGUGGGACGGCAGCCUUCGCCUCCCCGGAGGUGCUCAUGGGCAUCCCCUAUGACGCCAAGAAAUACGACAUAUGGAGCUUGGGGGUGAUGCUCUACAUGAUGGUGGUCGGCAACGUUCCCUUUGAUGAUACCAACGUCCAGAGCAUGCCCCAGCUGCAGAAGAAGGGGGUGAUGUACCCAGAGGGGCUGCCCCCGCUGCCGGAGCCCUGCCAAGCCCUCAUCACCCAGCUGCUGCAGUACACCCCAUCGUCCCGGCCCGGUGCGGGGCAGAUAGCCAAGAACCGCUGGCUGAACGGGGACAUCUGA